Messenger RNA from Cryptomeria japonica (Japanese cedar), 576 nucleotides. RefSeq lists its product as uncharacterized. The record is from RefSeq and is a predicted model, not a curated record. The coding region runs from base 1 to 576 and encodes 191 amino acids. NCBI's taxonomy places the organism in Eukaryota, Viridiplantae, Streptophyta, Pinopsida, Cupressales, Cupressaceae. The transcript has 3 exons.
AUGGGGGCGGCGAAGGCCGGGCCCACCUCCCAACGCGGGGGUUGGGCGGACCAAACCCCAGCCGCAGGGAAAACCUUGCAGGCGGCGCCACUGUGGUGCACGCAAGUUCUGCGGUGCCUUGCGGCCACCACAGUGAGCCCGCGGGCACUGCGAGUGGCGAACCCUUUUUUGGAGGGACGCGCAGCCCGGCGGCCACCGCUGCAGGCGGUCACCACCGGCCGCGGCCCGGUCUCCACCGCCGCGCCGCCGGCACAGCCCCCGCCCGAGCGCCGCCCGGCCCCAGCCCGCUCGCCGCCUGCGACCACCCCGCGCGCCGCCGCCGCCCCUGCGCCGCCCCCUGCGCCACCAGCCCCAGUGCUAGCCCCUGACUUUGUAGCUGAUGAUGGUUAUGAUCCUUUGGCUGUUGAUCACACUCCUAGUGUGAAAAUUGACUUUGAGGAGAAAUUUGGUUACUUGAAUCAAGGUAUUCUCACAUUAGAUCCAGUUCUUGAGCCUUGCAUUCCUUCUCCUCCAUCUACUGUUGCUUUUGAGGAUACUUGUGUUGCUACAUCCAUUGUUACUUUUGAUUCAUUGUAG